Messenger RNA from Sphaerodactylus townsendi, 1444 nucleotides. RefSeq names its product linkage group 03 C3orf49 homolog (gene LG03H3orf49). NCBI's taxonomy places the organism in Eukaryota, Metazoa, Chordata, Lepidosauria, Squamata, Sphaerodactylidae. The coding region runs from base 1 to 888 and encodes 295 amino acids. The transcript has 5 exons. The record is from RefSeq and is a predicted model, not a curated record.
AUGCACCGUAAACAAGAAGACCUUUCUGGUCCUCUUAGCGGCAACAGAGGAAGAACUCUUAGUGAUAACCCACAGCCAGCUCUGAAGAAAGUUGUACAAGUAAAAGGAAAGGACAUUGAGAGGUGGCAGGGAGUCACACCUACUAAUUUAGCGAAUCAAAACACGCUAAUACCUCACGGGCAGUCACUGAUUGGUUCCGAAUGUCUUGAGCACCGCACAGCCAAGAAAAAGAGCUUUUUGAAACAGCUGAGGACGACCAUGAAGAAAAUGCUCCCUUUCUAUCAAAAGGCAAGCAAGAAAACUAAGCAGCAAGGAAGCCAGUCAGCCAAGCUGGCAAAGUCGGCCACAUCUGCUGUUUCCAGAAAGCACCGCCUCCUUCCGCGGAUUGUUACCGGAUUAUCUCCUCCCAAAAUAUUUCCAAAAUUGAAAAGAAGAAAGCUGUCUCCAAAUGGAACAAUUCAUUUGGAUGUGAACAUUGUGGAAGAACAUGCACAAAGCAUAAGCAGAACAAACACAGUUAUGCAGGCAAGGCGGAUGACAAGACGCAUAUCGGUGGUAUCGCUGCCGUCAGGGAUCCGAAAGGUUUCAGAUCUUCCUAAAAAGAAGACUUUCCCAGUGUUCAAAAAGAAGGAAAAAAGCAUGUCACCAAUGUGGUACCUCUCAGACAUAACAGUAGGGAAUCUUCAAAUGGAGGUGGAUAAUCUCUUGGAUAACAUCAGUGAAAAAUCCAUACAAUUGCUGGCUUUGAGAAGCGCAGAGCUACAACAAUGCGAAUCUUUGGGAAACAAGAUACUUCAGUCCUCUAAGCAGUUUCAAAGGGUUUCCUUAAGGACUACAAAGAAGCAUAAACUGAAAAAUAUGUGUUUUCCAUGUAGAUGUUGUUGCUGACACCCAUUUGGGAUGGUAACUGUAGAAAAGAUUUCAAGUUAGUUACAUUUACAUUUCAGCAGCUAUUUCACAGUCACAGGAAGUAUCACUGGGAAGACAGGAUAUUUCUUUGCUUACUAAUAGCAAUUCAAAUAGCUUUGGAUAUACAAGACUUGGCUUUUUAAAAAAAUAUGAAGUCAAUAAGAAAGACUUUGCAAAAAAAAAGGGGGGGGGGAGCUGUGUUGGUGCAUUGGAACUAUGCCUGGAAAAUGUAUUGUCGAAGGCUUUCACGGCCAGAUUCAACUGGUGGUUGUGGUUUUUCCGGGCUGUGUGGCCAUUGUCUGGUAGAUCUUGUUCCUAAUGUUUUGCCUGCAUCUGUGGCUGGCAUCUUCGGAGGUGUAUCACAGAGGGAAGCCUGUUACACACUGUGUCCAGUGAGAAGGGGAAAACGGAAAAAUAACAACUGGAAAAUGACAACAUAAAAAUAUGCCUGGAAAAAUAAUAACUGGACAAAGGCUUUUUGUUUACAGACAGGUAUUUCAUGCUUCACACUGCAAUUCUAAACAAACUUACACCC